AAUCAACUGAUCCGACAAAAAUCAGAGUUGCAGAGAAGAUUCCCCCGACCUGCUUCCUCACCCCUGUCGUCUUCCCCAAUCGUCAUCUUCCUAUAAUCUCCUCCGAUUCCUCGCUCCCCUUCAUUACACUCACCGGAGAUGUCGUCGACGUUCAGCGGAGAUGAAACCGCACCGUUCUUCGGCUUCCUCGGCGCUGCCGCGGCCCUCGUCUUCUCCUGCAUGGGAGCCGCAUAUGGGACAGCGAAGAGCGGGGUCGGAGUGGCCUCGAUGGGCGUGAUGAGGCCGGAGCUCGUGAUGAAGUCGAUCGUGCCGGUUGUUAUGGCCGGAGUUUUGGGUAUUUACGGCUUAAUUAUUGCAGUUAUUAUAAGCACAGGGAUUAACCCAAAGGCCAAAUCGUAUUAUCUGUUCGAUGGUUAUGCCCAUCUGUCGUCGGGGCUUGCUUGCGGGCUCGCGGGUUUAUCGGCCGGCAUGGCCAUUGGUAUCGUGGGGGAUGCCGGUGUUAGAGCUAAUGCACAACAACCAAAGCUUUUCGUUGGAAUGAUUUUGAUCCUCAUCUUUGCGGAGGCGCUGGCUUUGUACGGCCUUAUUGUCGGCAUCAUCUUGUCUUCCCGAGCUGGACAGUCCAGAGCAGAGUAGGUCGUCUUCCCAAAGGCCCAGUAUCUGGUCCUCCCCUGUUUCCCCCUGCUUUAGUAAUUUAUAGCCCAAGUUGCGCUGCAUUGUCUUUGUUGUCUGCCCGAUUUUCUGUUAGAUGAUUGGACACCUCAACUGUUGUAUAAUAAAGAGCAUUGAUUUCGAAUAAGAGCUUCUGUUUGCAAGUUUUCGAUCUA
This is a messenger RNA of Punica granatum (pomegranate), 827 nucleotides long. The record is from RefSeq and is a predicted model, not a curated record. Lineage: Eukaryota; Viridiplantae; Streptophyta; Magnoliopsida; Myrtales; Lythraceae.